AUGAAAAUUAACUCUGAAUUAAUAUAGGGAUCACAUCACUUUAUUAAUCCAUUAAAUGAAAGACAGCUUGAUCUACGAGGUAUUGAAAUAUUAAUAUAAAUGUUUUAGCAAAGAAAAUUACAGCCAUAGAAAAUUUAGGAGCUACAUUGGUAUCAAGAUUCUUUUAUGUAGGAUUUUUUUGAUCACAUUGAUUUAGGUGAUAAUGAUAUCAAAAAGCUUGGAAAUCUCACAUUAUUAAAGAGGUAUUAUUAUUUUAUUAUAUUAAUUUUAGACUUAAGACUCUGAAUUUAUCUAAUAAUAGAAUAAUUAAAUUGACAGAUGUAUCUGAUUCAUUACCUAAUAUUGAAAAUUUAAUCUUAAUGAAUAAUAGAUUAACUGAUAUUAAUGAAUUAUAUCAAUUAAAACAUUGUAAAAAGCUUAAACGAUUAAUUUUACAUGGAAAUCUAAUAACUUAAUAACCUGAUUAUAGAUAUAAAGUUAUUGCAAUUUUACCUAAUUUAAAAAUUCUUGAUUUCAAUAAAGUUACACAUUAAGUAAUAAAAUUAUUAAAUUCAAUUUAGGAACGUCAAAAAGCUGAAGAAUCUUUCAAACCUGAUGAAUUGACAGAUUAUAUGAAUUUGAUUAAUUUGAAAGAUGCUACUUUAGACAAAGAACACAUAAAAAAAUUAUUAGAGAAUGCUAAAACAUUUGAUUAAAUAAACUAAUUAGAAAUGUUGCUUAAAUAAUAAUAGGUUAAAAAUUUAUCUAUUCUUAAUGAGUAAUGA
Molecule: messenger RNA, 764 nt
Organism: Paramecium pentaurelia
Lineage: Eukaryota; Ciliophora; Oligohymenophorea; Peniculida; Parameciidae
Source: the annotation of a GenBank genome assembly